GCUGGUUUUCCCCAGUUUGGAUUAGUGAGAUCAGAUUUGAUGUUGCUGGCUGGGUAGAGAACUAAUAUAAAGAAACAACUCCUUUUCUGGACCGUAAUCUGAAUUUUACAUUACUACGUGCUAUUAAAGAGCUGAGCUUGUAGAGUACAUUCACAUGCAGUUCCAUAUUUCAUAAUUUUCUGUAAUUAUCAUAUAUACAUAGAAAGACAUAUAACACAUGUGUACAGUUUAAAGAAUGAUUAUAAUAUGAACACCCAGUUAACCACCGCUCAGAUAAAGAAAAAUUACCAGCAUUCCAGGAGCCCCACCUUCACCAUGUGCUCUAUCCAGAUGGUGACCUCUUCUCUCCUCUGGGUAGCUACUGUCUUUACUUUUGUCAUUUUCUUGCUUCUCUUUGUAAUGUAGCAACUUAUAUUUGUAUCAUAACACGCUAUAGUUUAGGUUUGCCUGGUUUUGAACUUAUAUGAAUAGAAUUAUGUUAUGUGCUCUCGUGUCUGGCAUCUUUCAGUGUUACACGUCUGAGAUUUUCUCUGUGUUUUUGCCAUCCAGUGCAAUUUCUUUAAAAAGCCUUUUCUAUAUUUGAUCCUCUCCCUUUUUUACUUAGGAUCCCUCUAAAUGCUUUCAGUUAUUCCUCCUUUGCCUUCUUGGAUUUUCUGCUAAAUAAGGUCUAAAGACUCAAAGUUGUCUGGACCCCAGUUUUGUGAACAUAUCCGACUGCCCCAGUUUGAUGGCAUUCGUUUAGAUGAGACUACAUCUUUAAGGCUUCUGUGCUCAGUUAAAAAUCUUCCUUUCUCCAAGCUGGUCCAAGGGUCUGGUCACGUGAUGCCACCAGUGACAUCACAUUCUGACCGCGGGGAACACUGGUGGUUCUUUAGGUGGCGUUUGUUCCUGAGAAAGGCAGAAAACGCAGCAAGUGCCCUUCUAAAGCAGUUCAUACCGGAGCUCCUUCUGUAAAUCUCCUCAACCUAAAUGACCAAAUGCUGGCUGCCAAAGUUAUUUCUUCCUUGAGGCAGAAAAAAAGAAAGCUGUGAUUGAAGAGGAAAAAUCAUACAAUGGUGGAGGAAUAGGUUCUUCAAAUAGGAUGAUGGACUUCUUGGAGGAGCCAAUCCCUGGUGUGGGGACCUAUGAUGAUUUCAAUACAAUUGACUGGGUGAGGGAGAAGUCUCGAGACCGGGAUAGGCACCGAGAGAUUACCAAUAAAAGCAAAGAGUCAACAUGGGCCUUAAUUCACAGUGUGAGUGACGCUUUUUCUGGCUGGUUGUUGAUGCUACUCAUUGGGCUCUUAUCAGGCUCCUUAGCUGGCUUGAUAGACAUUUCUGCUCAUUGGAUGACAGACUUAAAAGAAGGCAUAUGCACAGAGGGAUUCUGGUUUAACCAUGAACACUGUUGCUGGAACUCUGAGCACGUCACCUUCGAAGACAGAGACAAAUGCCCUGAGUGGAAUAGCUGGUCCCAGCUUCUCAUCAGCACAGAUGAGGGAGCCUUUGCCUACAUAGUCAAUUAUUUCAUGUACGUUCUCUGGGCUCUCCUAUUUGCCUUCCUUGCCGUGUCUCUUGUCAAGGUAUUUGCGCCUUAUGCCUGUGGCUCCGGAAUUCCUGAGAUAAAAACUAUCUUGAGCGGUUUUAUUAUUAGGGGCUAUUUGGGUAAGUGGACCCUGAUUAUCAAAACCAUCACGUUGGUGCUGGCCGUGUCAUCAGGCUUGAGCUUGGGCAAAGAGGGCCCCCUAGUGCACGUGGCUUGCUGCUGUGGGAACAUCCUGUGCCACUGCUUCAACAAAUACAGGAAGAAUGAGGCCAAGCGCAGAGAGGUCUUGUCGGCUGCAGCAGCAGCUGGUGUAUCCGUAGCCUUUGGGGCACCAAUCGGUGGAGUAUUAUUCAGCCUAGAAGAGGUCAGCUACUAUUUCCCCCUCAAAACGUUGUGGCGUUCAUUCUUUGCUGCCUUGGUGGCAGCAUUUACUCUACGUUCCAUCAAUCCAUUUGGAAACAGCCGACUAGUUCUGUUUUAUGUGGAGUUUCACACCCCAUGGCAUCUCUUUGAGCUUGUGCCGUUCAUUCUGCUGGGUAUAUUUGGUGGUCUGUGGGGUGCUUUGUUUAUCCGCACCAACAUCGCCUGGUGUCGGAAGCGUAAGACCACUCAGUUGGGCAAGUAUCCUGUCAUAGAGGUACUUGUUGUGACAGCCAUCACUGCUAUCCUGGCUUUCCCCAAUGAAUACACCCGCAUGAGCACAAGUGAGCUCAUUUCUGAGCUGUUUAAUGACUGUGGCCUUCUGGAUUCCUCCAAGCUUUGUGACUAUGAGAACCGUUUCAACACAAGCAAGGGGGGUGAACUGCCUGACAGACCGGCUGGUGUGGGAGUCUACAGUGCCAUGUGGCAGCUGGCCUUGACACUCAUACUGAAAAUUGUCAUCACUAUAUUCACCUUUGGCAUGAAGAUCCCAUCUGGCCUGUUUAUCCCCAGCAUGGCUGUUGGUGCUAUAGCAGGCCGACUUUUAGGAGUAGGAAUGGAGCAGCUGGCUUAUUACCACCAUGACUGGGCCAUCUUUAAUAGCUGGUGUAGUCAAGGAGCAGAUUGUAUCACCCCUGGACUUUAUGCGAUGGUUGGGGCUGCAGCCUGCUUAGGUGGGGUGACUCGGAUGACUGUUUCUCUCGUUGUCAUAAUGUUUGAACUAACUGGUGGCUUGGAGUACAUUGUGCCUCUGAUGGCUGCAGCCAUGACAAGCAAGUGGGUGGCAGAUGCUCUGGGGCGGGAGGGCAUCUAUGAUGCCCACAUUCGUCUCAAUGGUUACCCCUUUCUUGAAGCCAAAGAAGAGUUUGCUCAUAAGACCCUGGCAAUGGAUGUGAUGAAACCCCGUAGAAAUGAUCCUUUAUUGACUGUCCUUACUCAGGACAGCAUGACCGUGGAAGAUGUAGAGACUAUCAUCAGUGAAACCACUUAUAGUGGCUUCCCAGUGGUGGUGUCCCGGGAAUCCCAAAGACUUGUGGGUUUUGUUCUCCGAAGAGAUCUCAUCAUUUCAAUCGAAAAUGCUCGCAAAAAACAGGAUGGAGUUGUGAGCACUUCCAUCAUUUAUUUCACUGAGCAUUCUCCUCCGAUGCCACCAUACACACCACCCACCCUAAAGCUUCGGAACAUCCUGGAUCUCAGCCCCUUCACUGUGACUGACCUUACACCCAUGGAGAUUGUAGUGGAUAUCUUCCGCAAGCUGGGACUGCGGCAGUGCCUGGUUACGCACAAUGGGCGAUUGCUUGGAAUCAUUACCAAAAAGGAUGUGCUAAAGCAUAUAGCACAGAUGGCGAACCAAGAUCCUGACUCCAUUCUCUUCAACUAGAAUCACAGGGUUGUGCUAGAUAUAAAACAGGAAGGACAUUGCAGACCAUGGAUGUAUUUUAUUUACUGGGUACCCAAAACACAUUUCCCAUAUUUGGAUGGUGAAGUUAUAUCAGUGUGUUGUCUCUUUCCUAUAAGUUAACCAGUUGCACUACAUAAUCUCUGGAAUUUAAUCUUCUCUUUAGGAGAAAAUACAGUUAGGCUUCUGUGAUAUCGCAUUAGGAAGAUUUCAUGAGAGAAUAAACAAGAUUGCUAGGGUUUAAUUCUUUAAAUUUUUUUUUUUAAUUUAAAACAUAAUUGUUAGCCAAUAUGCAAUCACUGAAAACUAUGCAAGAAAAAUUCCAACCGUCCUGACCUAUAGCCUGCAGAAAGCUCAUGACCAAGUCACUUUUUUGGACUCUGUCAUUGGUGGAAGAUGAAGUGUAAACUAAGGGGCUUUGCUUUUCCGAACACAGAAAGGAAAGCCAGAAGGAAAAUAGUAAUGCUGUUUUUCAGACUGUGAAAAUUCAGUUCAAAUGUUUUCUUGUUCCUGUUACAAUAUUUAGCAUUAUUAGUUUGUGUGUGUGUAUGUGUAUGUUAAUAUCUGAUUAUAAGACAAUGCUGCUUUGGUUAACCUCCUCUAAACAAAUUUAGAGAGGUUGACUUUUAUAGCUUGCUUGUUCCUGGUACUCUUUUGAAGUGCACAAAGAUAAGUUAUGGAACUUUCUCCUUGUCUGCCAAAAGGGUGAUUUUCCAGAUGGUUUUUGUUAGUCCAGUAGACAAGGACUUUGCCAUGAAUUUGUUAGUAAGGAAUGAUUUCUCCAGCUUCCUUGAAAUGAAUGAUUAGUAAAGUUCUAAGCCAAGUCAAUGA
Messenger RNA from Neofelis nebulosa (Clouded leopard), 4174 nucleotides. RefSeq names its product chloride voltage-gated channel 5 (gene CLCN5). Gene Ontology annotation, cellular component: membrane; early endosome; Golgi apparatus. Gene Ontology annotation, biological process: chloride transport; transmembrane transport. Gene Ontology annotation, molecular function: voltage-gated chloride channel activity. The transcript is spliced from 12 exons. Lineage: Eukaryota; Metazoa; Chordata; Mammalia; Carnivora; Felidae. Bases 1082 to 3325 code for a protein of 747 amino acids. The record is from RefSeq and is a predicted model, not a curated record.